This is a messenger RNA of Zingiber officinale, 1864 nucleotides long. RefSeq names its product allene oxide synthase 1, chloroplastic-like. The record is from RefSeq and is a predicted model, not a curated record. Lineage: Eukaryota; Viridiplantae; Streptophyta; Magnoliopsida; Zingiberales; Zingiberaceae. Gene Ontology annotation, biological process: sterol metabolic process. Gene Ontology annotation, molecular function: monooxygenase activity; iron ion binding; heme binding. The transcript has a single exon. Bases 108 to 1631 code for a protein of 507 amino acids.
GAUUUAAUGGAAGUCGUUCACCGGCCGAGGCCGGGCCAGCCCAAACCGAUCACGGCGAUCGCCACCCGAACGUUCUCUCAGCCUUCGCCUGAGGCAGAGAAGACAAGAUGCUCUUUUCCUCUGCUUCAUCGGCCUUUCCCCCUUCCGUUGCUUUAUGCCGAGUUCGAUAUCGCGGCGGAGGAGGCGCCGCCUCCGCCACAUGUUCCCCCCUUUCAUCAGCUGAUCUCCCACUGCGCCAUAUCCCCGGCGACUACGGCCUCCCCUUCCUGGGUCCGCUCUGCGACCGCCUCGCCUACUUCUACUUCGAGGGCCGCGACCAGUUCUUCCGCUCCCGCAUCCGCCGCUACGGCUCCACCGUCUUCCGCGUCAACCUUCCCCCCGGCCCCUUCGUCGCUCCUGACCCCCGCGUCGUCGCGCUCCUCGACGCCGCCAGCCUCCCCGUCCUCUUCGAUGCCUCCCUCGUCGAUAAACGCGACCUCUUCACCGGCAACUUCCUGCCCUCGACCGACCUCACCGGCAGCUUCCGCGUCCUCUCCUACCUCGACCCUGCCGAGCCCAACCACGCGCCGCUAAAGCGCCUCCUCUUCUUCCUCCUCGCUUCCCGCCGCCACGCUCUUGUCCUCGAGUUCCGGCGCGCCUACGGGGCCCUGUUUGAUGCGAUGGAGGUGGGGAUCGCCAAGGAAGGCAAAGCUGACUUCGGCGCCGCCAACGAUCGAGCGGCGUUCGAUUUCCUCUCCCAGUGCCUCUUCGGCGUGGAUCCGGCCAGAUCCAGCUUGGUGCUCGAUGGUCCUCGGUUGAUCAACAAGUGGCUUCUGUUCCAGAUCGGGCCUCUGCUCAAGCUUGGCCUCCCGGCCUACCUCGAGGAUUUCCUCCUCCACUCCUUCCGCCUCCCGCCGGCUCUGGUCCGCGCCGACUACACUCGGCUCGUGGAGUUCUUCCGAGACUCGGCCGGGCCGGCGUUGGACGAGGCGAAGCGGUUCGGAGUCUCCCGGGACGAGGCGCUCCACAACGUUCUGUUUGCCGUCUGCUUCAACGGCUUCGGCGGCAUCAAGUUUCUCUUCCCCAGCAUCAUCAAGUGGCUCGGCCGGUCGGGAGCGCGCCUCCACGGGCGUAUCGCGGAGGAAGUCCGGUCGGCGGUGCGGGACGCCGGCGGAAAGGUAACAUUCCGGUCGCUAGAGUCGGCGAUGCCGCUGGUGCGGUCGGUGGUGUACGAGGUGCUGCGGAUGGAGCCGCCGGUGCCGUUGCAGUACGGGCGGGCGAAGCGGGACAUGGAAGUGGCGAGCCACGACGCGCGGUUCCCGGUGCGGGCGGGCGAGGUGCUGGUGGGGUACCAGCCGUUGGCGACGCGGGACCCGCGUGUGUUCGAGCGGGCGGAGGAGUUCGUGGCGGAGAGAUUCAUGGGGGCGGAGGGGGAAGCGCUCCUGCGGCACGUCGUCUGGUCGAACGGACCGGAGACAGAGACGUCGACGGCGGAGAACAAGCAGUGCGCAGGGAAGGAGUUCGUGGUGACGGUGGCCCGGCUGCUGGUGGCGGAGCUGUUCCUGCGCUACGAUUCUUUCGAGAUAGAGGUGGGGCCUUCGCCGGUAGCCGCCGCGGUGAGGCUCACUUCGCUCAAAAGAGCCACAUUUUGAGGCCCAGAACCAACAUGAGACUGGGUUUCUUGAUUUUAUAUUUAUAUUAUAUUAUAUUAUAUUAUUCCAAUAAUGGUGUUUUUUUCCCUUUAAAUUUAGGGGCACUAGUAGUGGAUUAUAAUUGGAGUUUAGACCAUCUCCAAUCCACAUCACUAAAUUUGGUAUAAUUUUCACAUCAAGAUGAUGUAAUUUCAACAUCAAAUACUAUUUCAACUCCAACUCAUGUUAUCAUA